CGUGGCCACCUCGCCCGGGCUCGGGGCAUCGCGCUAGGGAAGGGCAGGGCGCCCGAGUGAGCCGGGCUGCAGCCCUCGGGGAGCCUGCGUGGGCUGAGGCGGCUGGCCAGGCCGAGCCUGGGGGGAUGGGCGGCUCCGCCGCGGAUCCUUCUGCCCCAGGCGUUGACACGGCUCCUCGGCUGCCUGGACGCGACGGCCCCUCCUUCGCAGCCUGCACCCCCCGUCCCGCUCCCUAGGUCCCCUUGCUACUCGGCCGCGAACCCUCCGGUCUCUGCCGCUUGAACUCCUAGCCCUGCUGCUGAGACCCCCUCUUCUGUUGCCUGGAGCCCCCUCCCAUGGUGGAAUCCUCGGUCCCUGCCGCUUGAAAUCCCAGCUCUGCUGGCACAUCGGCCGUCAGACCUUCAAGUACUUUGUGCCAAAUCAUUACCACUUGCCACAUGAGUCUAAACCAUGGCGGAUGCCAAGUAUGUCCUCUGCAGAUGGGAAAAGCGAUUAUGGCCUGCAAAGGUUUUGGCCAGAACUGAGACUUCAACAAAAAAUAAGAGAAAAAAAGAAUUCUUUCUAGAUGUUCAAAUACUCUCCCUAGAGGAAAAAAUUAAGGUGAGAAGUACAGAAGUUGAGGUCCUAAAGAAGUCUCAGAUUGAAGCUAUUGCUGCCUCAUUAGUCCUUUCGGCCUCACAGAAUGAGGUUCCUGCUGCACCCCUGGAGGAAUUGACCUACAGACGGUCACUUCGGGUGGCCCUGGAUGUUCUGAAUGAGAGAACCAGCGUGAGUCAAGAAGGCUCUUCAAGGACAGAAGGAACUGCUCUGUCUCAGAGGGAGAAGCAGCCCGUAGAGCCUAACUCUUUGCUCUGUGAUUCUAACUGUACUGGACCUCAGGGGAGGAGGGAAUGUACACCACAGAGCCCAUCAGGUUUGUCCACUUAUGAAAAGGACCCCAACUACAAAGUGAACCACAAGAAAGAGCUCAGAAAAAGUGCACGUCCAAGAGGCCUGUCAGUAUCUUCAACUUUCGAUGGUUCACAGGAUGGCAGCGGGUCAAGAGUGCAUGGGGAAAAUUAUACUAUUGCAAGUAAGAGGGGAAGAAAUUCAGCACAGAAGUCCAGCUUGUGCCAAAAUGUACCUUCACUUUCAGAAGCAGAUUAUGAAAAAGAGAGUGAGAAAAAGGCAAGCAGCUGUACAACCCUGUUCUUGCCAACCUGCGUCAGUGGGGAGGAUCCAUGUGCCAGGGCCAGGGAAUGGAAUCCAGGUUUGCCAUCAGGCAGUGUCACUAUACCCGCAGCCCCAGUGCACUUGGCCUACUCAGAGGCUGGAGAAUGCCCUGUGAAGAGGCCAUGCACCAAGCAGCUGGAGACAGGGGCUGCGGAGCCUGAGCUGUCCCCCAGACAUGGGCCAAGGGAAUGCAUGACUUUGCGCAGCACCACCAGGCUCGGCCCGCCUCCCCUACAAGCUUCCACAGAUGAAAGGAGAAGUCUUCAUCUUCCAGAUUCCAAGAAGCUUGAGGAAGACCUUCAGUCUUCUGAGGAGUCUAUGGAGUUUAAUUCCAUUAAUUCCAUCCUGGACGAAGACGAGGAUGAUGAGGAGCCACCGAGAAUCCUUUUAUAUCACGAACCACGUUCGUUUGAAGUAGGAAUGCUAGUCUGGCUUAAAUACCAGAAAUACCCCUUCUGGCCAGCAGUGGUCAAAAGUGUCAGGCGGAGGGAUAAGAAAGCAAGUGUGCUUUUUAUUGAAGGAGACAUGAAUCCUAAGGGGAGGGGGAUCACAGUAUCUCUGAGAAGAUUAAAGCACUUUGAUUGUAAAGAGAAACAGACACUUCUGAACAAAGCCAGGGAGGACUUUGACCAGGCCAUCGGCUGGUGUGUGUCCCUCAUCACUGACUACAGGGUCCGGUUAGGUUGUGGGUCUUUUUCUGGCUCUUUCCUGGAGUAUUAUGCUGCUGACAUAAGCUACCCUGUCCGGAAGUCCAUCCAGCAGGAUGCUCUGGGGACCCGGUUUCCACAGCUGAGCAAGGGGAGCUCCGAAGAGCCAGAGGCAGUGAGUGCUUUGGGGCGGAGGCUGCCCUGCAGGAAGGUACUCCCUGACCGCUCGAGGGCUGCCCGCGACCGAGCUAACCAGAAGCUGGUGGAGUACAUCGUGAAGGCCAGGGGCACAGAGAGCCACCUGCGGGCCAUCCUGAAGAGCCGGCGGCCAUCACGCUGGCUUGAGACCUUCCUGAGCUCAAGCCAGGCCAUGACCUGUGUGGAGACCUACCUAGAGGACGAAGAACAACUGGACCUGGUGGUGAAGUACUUGCAGGGCUUCUGCCAAGAGCUGGGUGGCCCAGUGCUGACACGUGCCCACAGCGACAGAAUCCGCUUUGUCCUGGAUGUACUGCUCCCUGAGGCCAUCAUCUGUGCAAUCUCUGCAGUGGAUGCAGUGGACUACAAGACAGCCGAGGAGAAGUACAUAAAGGGACCUUCCCUGAGCUACCGGGAAAAAGAAAUGUUUGAUAACCAGCUCCUAGAAGAAAGGAACCGGCGUCAUCGGUGAGGAAGAGGCUGAUCUGCAAUGGAGGCUGCUCCAGCUUCAGCAAGAGCCCCAGGGUGGUCUGUUCAGCACGUGGAUGUUCUCUGGAAAGCGGGAGCCCUGGGGCUUGGGUUUGUGUUGAAUCUUUCUGAGUUGUCCUGAUUUCUACACUUCUGAAGUCAGUUUCAUUUAUGUACUCAAAGUUAUUUUUUUUUUCCUGGCAUUUUUGCAAGGUACAGUUCCUGAAAGGUUUUUACAGAAACAAAAGUACAAUGAUUGUAUGUCCUUACUUGUGGCUUAACACAAAGUGCAAAUUUUUUUUUAUGCGUUGCAUCUGUACUAAAUGAGAGUUUUUAAAAAGUGUCUGAUAUGAAUACAUAG
Molecule: messenger RNA, 2886 nt
Organism: Otolemur garnettii (small-eared galago)
Lineage: Eukaryota; Metazoa; Chordata; Mammalia; Primates; Galagidae
Gene: PWWP3A
Product: PWWP domain-containing protein MUM1
Exons: 14
Coding region: 451-2529 (692 amino acids)
Biological process (GO): DNA repair; chromatin organization
Cellular component (GO): cytosol; nucleus
Molecular function (GO): nucleosome binding
Source: RefSeq, a predicted model, not a curated record